This is a messenger RNA of Colletes gigas, 1321 nucleotides long. Its product is annotated as potassium channel subfamily K member 18. Lineage: Eukaryota; Metazoa; Arthropoda; Insecta; Hymenoptera; Colletidae. The record is from RefSeq and is a predicted model, not a curated record. Bases 1 to 1188 code for a protein of 395 amino acids. Gene Ontology annotation, biological process: potassium ion transmembrane transport; stabilization of membrane potential. Gene Ontology annotation, molecular function: potassium ion leak channel activity. The transcript is spliced from 7 exons. Gene Ontology annotation, cellular component: membrane.
AUGGAAGGGGAUCGGCCAUCGUAUUCGUAUUCGAGCAGAAACUGGCAGCGUGGAAGUUAUCGCGGCCGGAGCGGAAGAAGAAGAAAACGAAGACGGAGAUCGUGGGGCGAGAGGAUAGCGGACUGGACCAGGACUCUGAUAGCCUUCCUCUUCAGCAACGUCGGUAUAGUGUGUCUGGUGAUCGGGUACACUAUAGCAGGCGCCUUCCUCUUCACCCACAUCGAGGGCAGAAACAGCCUGGACGUCGCCGGAGACGUGAUCAGGCUGAGAAACAUGACGGCUGCCACCCUCUGGGAACUCACUUCCAAGGAGAACGUGUUCUCCGAGAGGAUCUGGAAGGCGAAAGUGCGAGCAAUUCUAGAGAACUAUCAGAGGAAAAUGGUAACGGCCAUAAAGAACGGCUACGACGGGGCGGAGGAGAACAAGAGAUGGAGCUUCGCGGGAGCGUUUCUCUACUCCCUCACAGUAAUCACCACGAUCGGUUAUGGCAACAUUUGCCCCAAGACGAAAUGGGGCAAAGUGGUGACCAUAGUGUACGCCAUAAUAGGCAUGCCACUUUUCUUGCUGUACCUCAGCAACAUCGGCGAUAUUCUUGCGAAAAGCUUCAAAUGGACUUACGCUCGCUGCUGUCUCUGCAGGUGUCGAAGAAAGCCUCGCGAAUUGACGACGAGAGGGGUUCAACGCGAUGGCGUCGAUAUCAGGAAAAAUCAUUGGCAAUUGGUCAACAUGCAAGGAAGGGAAAUUCACGCGACCAGCGUGGACAAAGAAGUUUCCGUGGAAAGCAGCGACGACGUAGAAGAGAGCGAUGGAAAUGACGAAGAUGAUGACGGUAGUAGCAGCUACGAUCCACAACAAGUCACAGUCCCCCUAACUCUCUGCGUCGCAAUUAUGGUUGGAUACAUUUGGGGCGGAGCGAUCCUGUUCUCCGAGUGGGAGGAGUGGAACAUGCUGGACGGCUCUUACUUCUGCUUCGUCUCCUUAUCGACCAUAGGUUUCGGAGAUAUAGUACCGGGCGACAAGAUCUACGCGGCUCAGGGCUUCGAUUUAUCCUUCAUCUUCUGUUCCAUGUACCUGAUGCUCGGUAUGGCGUUGAUCGCGAUGUGCUUCAAUCUGAUGCAAGAGGAGGUGAUAGCGAAGGUGCGCACGUUCGUGCGUACCGUUAAAUAUAUAUUCCGAUGCGACAGGUGACCGAGCCCCGUCUCAGCCGCAUUCUACGCCCUCCGCGACAUUCGGUGAGUCCAAUCUUGUCACGUUUUAUUCAUGGAAUAUCUUGAAAAUGUAAUCGCACGGGGCUUACGUGUCGCGACGGAAAAGCGAUCAC